Messenger RNA from Phialemonium atrogriseum, 1612 nucleotides. RefSeq lists its product as uncharacterized. The record is from RefSeq and is a predicted model, not a curated record. NCBI's taxonomy places the organism in Eukaryota, Fungi, Ascomycota, Sordariomycetes, Cephalothecales, Cephalothecaceae. The transcript has a single exon. Gene Ontology annotation, molecular function: protein binding. The coding region runs from base 320 to 1537 and encodes 405 amino acids.
GCUUCCUAGGUUCCUGUGCGCAGCGGCUGCAGGUUAUUUUAAUCGAUUUAACUUUAACCUUUGGCUCUGACACAAUUCCAUACGCCACUCUUGCCUAUAAUCACUUGCUUUACGGCAUUUAAACCCUGGUCCUCUUGUACAGGGCUCAUUCCGCGAUAACCUAAAAUGUUGAAUCGGAUAAAUUAACUUCCUUGCUCUUCCUAAUAUGGUAUAGUGUGAUUACUCAGCUGGAGGCCGACAAAUUAGACUUCCAAGUAUCACGAUAUAUAUUUGACUUACUUGACCUCCGUUGCCUGAAAUUGCAAUUUCUCACCCGCUCAUGCAAAAUUACAAGAUGGGCUCACUUAGGGCGCGCGACCGGCUGUCCGACUUGCCAGACGGGCUGCUGAUGCUCAUUUUUGAGGAGAUAUCCAAGCGCGACCUGUGCAAUGUCUCGCACCUGAACAAAAGAUGCCACGGCUUGGCAGACUCGAUCCUCUAUAGGACGGUGCUUUUCGAGUCGCCCGAGCAUCACCUUAUUUUCCGCGAGUCGCUCAGUCGACGAUUGCGCCGUGGGUCGGCGAUUCGCGACAUCACUGUGAAACUCGACGAUACCACCAGCCUAGACACUCUGGAGCUGUCACAGUUGGUGCUCGAUGGAUCGCGCUCCGAUGUCGAUGGCUUGUCGCGCGCCAUUUCUACCAUGUCAAACCUGGAGAACCUGGACAUCUCGGUUCCUGGCAAGUUCUUGCGCGGUAUCGGCACGCUGUUUAACGGCCCCUUCGACCUGGCCUGCCUGAAAUCGUGCACGCUGUUCUACCAAUGUCCCGACAACCAGUACUGGGAUCUCCGCGACAAUAUCCACAUCUUCGCCCACCCCACGCUCCAGAGUCUUGUCAUCCGGAGGGCUAAACUGGAUCAUCGCGGAUUCGACUUCAUCGAGCAGCCGCACCAGACGGGACUGAAGAAGCUCCAUCUGAUCGAGUGCGACAUCAACGACGACGCGCUUUAUGAUAUCCUUGCGUUUCCGGAGUCCCUGCGCGAGUUCGUCAUGGUCCAGACCCCGGAGCCGACCCCUGACCUGGAGGAGAGCUCUGACAAUAUCGGAGACUACAUUCUUGCGUUGCGGUCAGCGAGCCACUCGAUAGAGACGAUUACCAUCGAUUUCCCCACCUUGACUGGCUUCAAAGCAUUGCGCAUGCGGGAGUUUGAAGCGCUCAAGACACUGCGUAUCAACUGGGACUAUCAGCUCUUUGGCAAAUCAUCCAAGAAACCGCGGUUGCACUCGGUGGGUAUCCCGCCCGUGCUGGAGCGGUUGGAGUUCUUCAACGAGCUGGGUACGGAUGAGGAAGUAACGGAGCUGCUGGAGUACACGAUCCUCAAUAAGAGCGUCAUGGCUAGGAACCUGGAGAGGAUUAUUGUUCCCGAGGGUGAUACUGGGAGGGUCCCCAAGGUGAUUGUGGAGGCUUGCAAGGCCGCCGGUUUGCAGUUGGAUGUUAUUGGCGCUCUGGAUGUGGAUACAGAUGACGAGGAGCAAGAGAGCAAGAUCGACGCAUAGACUAGAUACGCAUAUACGCAUGUACUAGAGACGCUAGACGCUAGAUGAUAAUUAGAUUCCACACAUCACCUUUGC